UCUCAGAGCAUUAGGUUUCUUCAAUUUAUUCGUUGAACUCGGCGCCUCUCAUCUCCGAUCUUCACUCUCUCGACUCUCGAAUUCGAUCUCAUCUUCAAUCUCCAAAUUACUUUCUGAAAUCUUUCAGUGAAAGAUCUAAGUGCUGCGGAGUUUGUUCAUCAUGGCGGACGUUAUGCUGAUGAAAGAGAUUGAGGACACGGCUGGUCGGCUCGGGAUAGAUCUUUUUCAAGUUGAUUUCGACUCCAUUCGUCUUCCUCCUGACAACGAUUUUGGGAUCAUUAGUGAUGAUGAAGAGGUUCUACAAGAGGAGAGUCUGGAGUUUGAUUCUGGAUUCGGAAAUGUUAUUGUUGUUGACAAUCUUCCGGUUGUUUCUUCGGAGAAGUUCGAGAAACUUCAAGGUGUUGUUCGUAAGAUUUUUGGUCAGGUUGGAGUUAUAAAAGAUGAUGGUUUAUGGAUGCCCGUUGAUCCUACGACACAAAAAACUUUAGGUUAUUGCUUUAUCGAGUAUGGUACCCCACAGGAAGCCGAGCUUGCGAAAGAGAAGACCGAUGGGUACAAGUUGGAUAGAGCCCAUAUUUUUGCUGUUAACAUGUUUGAGGACUUCCACAGAUUUAUGAAAGUUCCAGAUGAGUGGGCUCCUCCUGAAAUUAGCCCAUAUACUCCUGGGGAAAAUCUUCAGCAAUGGCUUACUGAUGACAAAGCACGUGAUCAGUUUGUUAUUCGUUCGGGUUCUGACACUGAGGUCUUCUGGAAUGACGCUAGACAUUUGAAGCCCGAGCCUGUUUACAAGCGUUCUUUCUGGACUGAGAGUUUUGUGCAGUGGUCCCCCUUGGGGACUUACCUAGCGACAAUUCACCGACAAGGUGCUGCAGUUUGGGGUGGAGCAGGUACCUUUAACCGUCUGAUGCGCUUUGCUCAUCAACAGGUGAAGUUAAUUGAUUUUUCUCCUGGUGAGAAAUAUCUGGUGACUUACUGCAGUCAUGAGCCCAGCAAUCCUCGUGAUGCAAAUAGGAUCGUGAUAAAUAUUUUUGAUGCAAGAACAGGAAAAGUUAUGAGAGAUUUCAAAGGAAGUCCAGACGAUUUUGCUAUUGGUGGAACCGGUGGUGGUGUUGCAGGCGUGUCUUGGCCUAUUUUUAGGUGGGGUGGCGGGAAAGAUGACAAGUACUUUGCCAGAAUUGGUAAAAAUGUGGUCUCUGUCUAUGAAACAGAGACUUUCUCACUAAUUGACAAAAGAUCUUUGAAGGUUGAAAACGUAACGGAUUUCUGCUGGUCUCCUACAGAACCAAUUAUUUCACUCUUCGUUCCUGAGCUUGGUGGUGGGAACCAACCGGCUAGGGUGAGUCUUGUUCAAAUCCCUAGCAAGGUAGAGUUGAGACAGAAAAAUCUUUUCAGCGUUAGUGAUUGCCAAAUGUACUGGCAAAGCAAUGGGGAUUAUCUUGCUGUCAAGGUUGACAGGUAUACAAAGACGAAGAAGAGCACAUACACAGGUUUUGAGCUUUUUCGCAUUAAAGAGCGGGAUAUCCCUAUUGAAGUGCUGGAGCUUGAAAAUAAGAAUGACAAGAUCAUUGACUUUGCCUGGGAGCCGAAGGGGCACAGGUUUGCAGUUAUUCAUGGCGACAACCCCAGGCCAGACGUAAGCAUUUACACGAUGCGCACCGCUCAAAACAGUGGACGGGUAUCAAAACUUACGACUCUGAAAGGCAAGCAGGCCAAUUCUCUUUUCUGGUCACCUGCCGGACGCUUCAUCAUACUUGCUGGACUGAAAGGUCUGAACGGACAGUUAGAAUUUUUCAAUGUUGAUGAGCUGGAGACGAUGGCAACCGCUGAGCAUUUCAUGGCUACCGACAUUGAAUGGGAUCCUACUGGAAGGUAUGUUGCUACUGCAGUAACUUCUGUUCACGAGAUGGAAAAUGGCUUCAACGUCUGGUCAUUUAAUGGAAAGCUUCUCUACAGAAUAUUGAAAGACCAUUUCUUUCAGUUUGCGUGGCGCCCGAGACCACCAACCUUCUUGAGUCCCGAGAAAGAGGAAGAGAUAUCCAAGAAUCUGAAGAAGUACAGCAAGAAGUACGAGGCUGAAGAUCAGGACGUUUCUAUGCUGCUCAGCGAGCAGGAUCGCCAGAAACGUAGAAGGUUGCAGGAGGACUGGGACAAGUGGUUGAAUGAAUGGAAGAUACUGCACGAAGAAGAGAAGAUGUUCCGGCAGAAACUGCGGGAUGGCGAAGCCAGUGAUGAGGAAGAGGAGUACGAAGCAAAGGAGGUUGAAGUAGAAGAGAUUUUGGAUGUGACAGAGGAGGUUUUAUCGUUUGAUUUUGGACAGGAAUGAGGUUCUUA
This is a messenger RNA of Momordica charantia (bitter melon), 2331 nucleotides long. RefSeq names its product eukaryotic translation initiation factor 3 subunit B. Gene Ontology annotation, cellular component: eukaryotic translation initiation factor 3 complex. Gene Ontology annotation, biological process: translational initiation. The record is from RefSeq and is a predicted model, not a curated record. Gene Ontology annotation, molecular function: RNA binding; translation initiation factor activity; translation initiation factor binding. NCBI's taxonomy places the organism in Eukaryota, Viridiplantae, Streptophyta, Magnoliopsida, Cucurbitales, Cucurbitaceae.